UGAUGUUCAGUUACACGACAUGGUUAUGGCUUUGCUGGAACUUCUUUGCACUUUUUGGAGUAAAUGAAAGUGUUCACUUGCAGCGAGAUAGAGUGACUCCCGGGCUGGAGGAAGGGGCUGCACACACACACACACACACACACACACACACACACACACACACACACACACACACACACACACACACACACACACCAUGUUCAUCUACAGCCUGGAUUUCAGGAAUACUAAGUAUGGAAGGUAAAGUGCAUUCAAGACUGCUUACUUUUCAGCCUCAGCUUUACUUGCUGUUUAUGAACUGUCGGGUUCCAUCCAGCAAAAGAUAUCAACCAACCGAGUACGAACAUGCAGCCAACUGUGCUACACAUGGAUUUUGGAUUAUUCCCAGUAUCGUGGGCAGUUCGCUGCUGUACUUGCUGUCCGAUGAUGAAUGGGAAAGCAUCACAGCGUGGCUGUAUGGCACCGGGCUGUCGGGUUUGUUCAUCAUGUCCACCAUGUUCCACACUGUCAGCUGGAAGAAGAGUCAUUUGCAGACUGUAGAGCAACGCUUCCACAUGUGUGAUAGGAUGGUGAUUUAUUUCUUCAUCGCUGCCUCUUAUGCCCCCUGGCUGAACUUGAGAGAGCUCGGCCCCUGGGCGGCACACAUGCGCUGGCUGGUGUGGAUCAUGGCCUGUGUGGGCUCAGCUUAUGUCUUCUUCUUCCACGAAAAGAAUAAGAUACUGGACCUGAUUUGCUACACUGUUAUGGGAGCUGUUCCUGCAUUUGUGCUUCUGUCAAUGCCGAACAGGGAAGGCGUGCUGGAGUUAUCAAUGGGUGGAGUCUUUUACUGCUUUGGUGUGGUUUUCUUCAAGAGUGACGGCCUUGUACCUUUCGCUCACGCCAUCUGGCACAUUUUCGUGGCUAUAGGAGCAACUAUCCACUAUUACGCUAUCUGGAAGUAUCUGUAUGCGACAGGGAGCAGCCACGUGAGGUGACACGCAAAGCUGCUGAUGAACAUCAUGCCAUGAAGCCACCACAUGUCGUGUGUUAAAUCGGAAGUGUCCGAUCUUAUCCAGAAAGAUUUGAUGUGGCUGCAGGUCUUCAUUCCAACCAAGCAAAAGCCACAUCUGAAUAUAUUGCACCAGGUAUUAACCUGAGGUUCGCAGAAAACAAAUUAAUAAAAUACUAUCUCACAGCACCACCUUAAAGCAAUUUGCGGUGUAUAGUCAUCAUGGCUAGACUGCUGAUUAGACAUAGAGAGAUUUCAUGCUGAGAACAAGUCCAAGUAUUGAGUCAGACUCAUCCAGAUUGAGGCAUAUGGAGGAUUUUCAUUCUUAAGUAAAAGUAACUUGAACUUUUACUUGAACUUUUACUUCAUUCAAGUAAAAGCAGCUCACACUCACAAAAAAGGUGAGAAACCAUAAAGGUCUGUUAAAAGCUGAGAUCAUCCGAUCAAACAGGUGGAAUCAGAUGCAGCUCCUGCUUGACAGGACCGAAAUCCCGCACUCACGCCGCCUCUGUGCAGAUUAGAUCGGACGCCUUCCUUCAUAAACCUAUUCAGGAUUUACUGUCAGUCAUUUCGUUGAUGUCCUCAACACACCUGUAGGUUGUAUUCUACUGCAGAAAAUAUAUUUUUCUAAUAUACAGAAAGAAUUUUUAUUUAAAAGUGAAAAUUCAUUUAUUUUCCAAGAAAUUCAAGGAAAGGAAAAUAAAUGUAUAUUUAGGGAUUGAGAAUCUACUUAGACUAGUCUAAUUGUUAAUUUAUUAAAAGCACAAUGUGAUUUACGUUGUGCUACACAGCAUUUAGCUGUUUUGCACAAGGAAGGUGCUUUGGAUGUCUAUAGUGUUUGUCCUUUACUGCUGCUGAAUUAUAAGAAUGAUUAAAAAAAAACAAAAAAAACGCAUUGUGUGUGUGUG
Molecule: messenger RNA, 1896 nt
Organism: Tachysurus vachellii
Lineage: Eukaryota; Metazoa; Chordata; Actinopteri; Siluriformes; Bagridae
Gene: mmd2a
Product: monocyte to macrophage differentiation-associated 2a
Exons: 7
Coding region: 3-974 (323 amino acids)
Cellular component (GO): membrane
Molecular function (GO): pore-forming activity
Source: RefSeq, a predicted model, not a curated record